UGGAGUCUGUUCUUCCUGCAGGGGCCUCCUUGGCUGCCACUUUUCUGAGAUGACCAGUGAGGUUUAAACCUUUAGUUUACCAGCUCACUUCUAGAUUGGUGGUUAAAGUUUGACAUUCCAUCCAAAUACUGGUGUACUCUGACAUGGUCUUCAUUUUCCCAUAGGCCCUGAUCCAUCUAAUUUCCUCCUGAAAAAAGACCUGAACCCUCACAAAGCCACAGAGAAUGGACAUUAAAACCUGUGAAUGGAGGAGAAGGAACCAAGACAUGAAGAAACAGAUAUGCAAGGCCAGGAGGUGAGACAGGGAGGAAACUGGAGGUGUUGCUUUCCACAGACUGCUGAGGUAAUGCUGCUGUAUCUGUCUGGGGGCAUCCAAGUCGGGACCUAAAUCAGCAAGGCCACUAUGGCUGGGAAAGACGUUGGAAAGGAAGCUGUUACUUAUUUCCCCAGAGAAGGCCUUUUUCCUAAGUAUGCUGAGAAGUCAUUGGAGGGUUUGAAUGGGCAGCAUGGCACCUGUGACUUAUAAAUGGUUCUCUGGCUUCUACCUGGAGAAAUCACCACGAAGGGGCAAAAGUAGAGGCAAGGAAGCCAAACAAUAAAGUUAUUGGUCAGUCAAGAUAAAGAUGGCUCAGAUCAUGGCAAGGGCAGUGGAAACAGAGAAAUGUCCGCAGGGAAGUCAGCAGGUAGAAUGGCUGAGGUUUGCUGCCACACUCCUUUAAGGAUGGGACAAAGGGAGCUCUAAAGACGGACUCCAGGAUUUGCCAAGACCUGCAGCCCAGAAACAGGAGCAGGUGUGGUGAAUCGGGGAGAUCACAACUUUAUGUUUAGGAUCUAGGGUGUGUCCUGAGGGAGUCAGACACAAUGACUUGAUCCUGGAACUGAGAGGUACUGUCUGUCCUGGAAAAUUAAUGACGUUGGAAUUCAGAUGAACAGCCCAAGGACAGGUCAACCACUCCUCUCAAGUGAGAAAAGAGCCAGUACCUUCCACAGGCAGCUGCUGAAGACCAGGGUUGCAGGAUGUUUGCUCUGUUAAUGCUGGGGAUGGUGUUUCUGUCCUCCCUGUAUUGGGGUGACCUUCUUGAACAUGAAGAUCUUGGAACAAUGUGCUAUAAAUGUAACAAAUAUCAUCUUGGGUUAUGCUAUGAAGUCAUGAGUUCCUGCACACUGAAGCAUAGACAGUCUUGUGCUGCUGAGAACAUUUACGUACUCACAACGAAAGGGCAGAGCAUGUAUCAUUACUCAAGACUGUCGUGUAUGACCAACUGUGAGGACAUCAACUUCCUGAGUUUUGAAAAGAGGACAGAGCUCAUCUGUUGCAAACAUAGUAACUAUUGCAACCUCCCCAUGGGACCCUAGUUCCGAGUUUCCUAUGGAUUUGUGGUCAUUCUUCAACUUACUACCCACUCCCUUUCCCCCAAAGUCUGUAUUUGCUCUCCUCUCCUACUCCUAACUAAUGGUAAGUGAGAAAGUCAUCUGGCACUGAAAAGGGAAGUAGUCAUAGGAGAAAUUGGGCUGGAAGCUCAGCGUCAAUGCCAAGCAAAUCUUUGCAAAUUCUUGUUCUCCCAUCUGGCAGGGCACUUCGGCUCACUGACAAUGCUCCUUGUUGUGAGUAGGCUCAGAAUUAGUGAUCUCUUAUAUGAAAACAUAAAGUCUUGGGUCAAAAAUCAUAUCUACACUUUGUACAGGAAAACCUGUGAGUAUGCUGUCUUGGUCUGCACCAAGUCCUCUGAGUUGGGAUUCUCUUUGGACUAUCUCUUCCUGGCUCAGUACUUUUGACCCAUGGAUUCUGGAGAUAGGGAAGGUGUGGGCCCUGCUUCCCAAUUUGCUGAUGUUCUGAGACAAAUUUUUGUCUAGUAGAUUUCAUGGGGGAAAUCUCCGGUGAGAAAAACCUAAACAAACAGAAAGAUUAAACAACAAAACUUUAGGAA
Messenger RNA from Peromyscus leucopus (white-footed mouse), 1928 nucleotides. It is a transcript of the gene Pate2, whose product is annotated as prostate and testis expressed 2. The transcript is spliced from 5 exons. Bases 1018 to 1356 code for a protein of 112 amino acids. The record is from RefSeq and is a predicted model, not a curated record. Lineage: Eukaryota; Metazoa; Chordata; Mammalia; Rodentia; Cricetidae.